Molecule: messenger RNA, 1898 nt
Organism: Octopus bimaculoides (California two-spot octopus)
Lineage: Eukaryota; Metazoa; Mollusca; Cephalopoda; Octopoda; Octopodidae
Product: peroxisomal 2,4-dienoyl-CoA reductase [(3E)-enoyl-CoA-producing]
Biological process (GO): fatty acid catabolic process
Cellular component (GO): peroxisome
Molecular function (GO): 2,4-dienoyl-CoA reductase (NADPH) activity
Source: RefSeq, a predicted model, not a curated record
UUUUGAGCGUGGCCGUUGCCAGUACCGCCUGACUGGCCUUCGUGCGGGUGACACGUAAAAGCACCCACUACACUCUGAGUGGUUGGCGUUAGGAAGGGCAUCCAGCUGUAGAAACUCUGCCAAAUCAGAUUGGAGCCUGGUGUAGCCAUCUGGUUUCACCAGUCCUCAGUCAAAUCGUCCAACCCAUGCUAGCAUGGAAAGCGGACGUUAAACGAUGAUGAUGAUUUUUAGAGAGGGUUUUCUCCAGAAUAUUCGACUCGAUGAACGCUUUCAUUUGAACAAAGUAGCAUUCAUCACUGGAGGUGGAAGUGGAAUAUGUUUUACCAUCGCUGAGAUCUUUAUGAGACACAACUGUGAUACUGUGAUUGCCAGUCGCAAACUGGAGAAAUUGGUUAAAUCUGCAGAUAUUCUAGAGAAAGCUACAGGGAAACAGUGUCUCCCUAUCCAGGCAGACGUAAGGAAGCCCCAUGAAAUUCAAAACGCGGUUGAUAAAUCACUGCAGAAAUUCGGAAAGAUAGAUAUUGUGAUUAAUGGUGCUGCUGGCAACUUCUUGUGUUUGGCCUCCAAUAUGUCGUUCCAUGCUUUCCAAACUAUCCAAGAAAUUGACACCAUGGGAACCUUUAAUGUCAGUAAAGUGGUCUAUGAGAAAUACAUGAGAGAUCAUGGAGGUGUCAUCCUCAAUAUCACAGCCACUCAACAUUACAGAGGAGUACCACUGCAGUGUCAUGUAGGUGCUGCCAAGUCUGCAAUUGAGGCUUUGACAAAACACCUUGCUGUGGAAUGGGGACCCAAUGGCAUACGUGUGUUGUGUAUAGCACCAGGACCUGUGUCUAACUCAGAAGGUUACCGGAGACUAGUUUCUCCAGAAAUUUCUGAAGCAAUGUUAAGUGAGCAUAUACCUAUUGGGCAGAUUGCAACCCGAAGUGAUAUUGCAAAUAUCGCUGUGUUUCUGGUCAGCAAAGCAGCUGGUCUUUUGACUGGUGUUACUGUGGUAGCAGAUGGUGGUCAUUGGAUGGGAAGUUUGAAAAGUUGGACGGAUCAAAUUAUGCUAGCAAAGAAAUCUGCAAAACUUUGAUUAGUCUGUGUGUGUGUGUGUAAAUGUUUGUACAUGUGUGUCAAUAAAUAUGUGCAUGUAUAUGUAUGCAUUUGUAUGUAUAAAUGUAUGUACACAUGAUUGUAGAAACAUAUGUAUGUGCAUAUAUGUUGGCAUGUGUAAAUGUCUACAUGUAUGUGUUUGUGUAUCUGUCUGUGUUCAUGUAUCAAUUUAUGUGUGCAUAUUGUACAUGUAUGUGAGUGCAUAACUAUUUGUGUGUAUAUAUGUGUGUAAAUACACACACGCAUACUAGUGUGUACAUGUGUAUCAAUAAAUAUAUAUGUGUAUGUAUGUGUGCAUUCAAGUGUGUAUGUAUUAGGACAGUUAUAUGUUCGUGAGAGUAUUGUAUGUGAAUGUGGGAGACACCCUAUUUAAUCAUUUGCUUUGAAGUGAUAAUGGGGGGUGGGCAGAGCUACAGAAUUAAUUGAUAAUUGUGGAGGAGUUUGCUGUAUAAUCAGAUUUGGAUAUUGAUAUUGAUAAUCUUACCUGUCUAAAAAACAUUCCUCUCCUUAAUAUCUCUCCAUUGCUCCUUCACACAGACAUGUGCACACACACACACAAACAUAUAUGUAUAUGUAUGUGUGUGUGUGUGUAUAUAUAUAUAUAUAUAUAUAUGUAUAAUACAAAGAAUAUAUAUACAUGUAUACACACAUAUAUGUACAUACUUACAUCUACAUGUGUAUAUAUAUGCAUAUCAGGGUACAGGACGUUAGAACAAUGAACUACAGACAACGGAACAAACACAUAGGAAAACGGAAAGCCACUUGGAAUAUCCCUUCAUCUAUAUAUAUGUAUAUGUAUAUGU